CACCAUGUGUGGUAACUCCUCAGAAUGUCCAAGCCGGUCCAGCUCUACAUGGUUCUGACAAAGAAGAUUUCUGGCCCCCGCUCUCACCCUCGCCAUGUGACAUCAGUGACGAUGAACUGGUCAGCAUUAGUGUCAGGGAUCUCAAUCGGCAAUUAAAGCUGCGAGGUCUCAGCAGAGAAGACAUAAUUAAGAUGAAACAGCGCAGAAGAACACUAAAGAACCGAGGUUAUGCUGCAAGUUGCCGCAUCAAGAGAAUAGAGCAGAAGGAUGAGUUAGAGUCAGAACGCACCACAGAGCAAGUUGAUAUUGAUAAACUCGUUUCUGAAAAUGUCAGCAUGAGAUCCGAAAUUGACCGAUUGUUCCAGAAUUAUGAAGCCUUGAAGAAAUUUGCCAACCUUAAGAACAUACCUCUACCUCCUGAUCUAGAGACCCUUUAAUUGUUGCAAAAGCAAGUGUGUUAAUAGUCAUAUAUAUAUAUAUUUUUCAUGCAUUCCAAUUGUAAUGCAAAAAGAGUUCUUAAAUGCCUUAAUCAGUGGUUCAAAAUAAGAGAUUUAUAGACGGUUAUCAGGGCUGAUUCCUUGUUAACACAGUUGUUUCAGGACUAACUUAGCUAUUAAGUAAAUGGGGAUCUAGUUUUUAUGAUAGCUUCUCUUUAAUUCUCUAGAGAUAAGUCUUUAUCAGAUUAAAGUCUACAAGUCUAAAUUGCAACAUGUCAGUAAUGUUGCCUUUGGAUUUGUUUUUGUAUGAGUGUCUGAAGUCGUACCUAAGAAUCAUUGAGACCAUACUUUACUCUGUCUUCUAACCUUACUGGAAUAAUGUUAGUUCAAAACUUGUAGAUAGUAAAUUAAAAGAGUGUUAAGUGUCCAGA
Molecule: messenger RNA, 868 nt
Organism: Penaeus vannamei (Pacific white shrimp)
Lineage: Eukaryota; Metazoa; Arthropoda; Malacostraca; Decapoda; Penaeidae
Source: RefSeq, a predicted model, not a curated record